Molecule: messenger RNA, 1378 nt
Organism: Neurospora hispaniola
Lineage: Eukaryota; Fungi; Ascomycota; Sordariomycetes; Sordariales; Sordariaceae
Product: mitochondrial intermembrane space import and assembly protein 40
Exons: 3
Coding region: 332-1222 (296 amino acids)
Biological process (GO): protein import into mitochondrial intermembrane space
Cellular component (GO): mitochondrial intermembrane space
Molecular function (GO): protein-disulfide reductase activity
Source: RefSeq, a predicted model, not a curated record
UUCGGCCUGUAUUUGAGGUUCUCGUCUCCAAUUUCAUCUGUUGCACAUGCUUCAGACAAUGACAUUCUCCUGGACGCGGGUGCCACUUUUAAGCGGGUGUGACCAAUUAACGCCCUGGCCCGCCCGGUCGGUCGGCGGUCGGCCUGCACUGGAGCAUCGCCAGAAAUUUUGUCGGGUCGACGUGGGUUGAAUCCGAGAAGUGAUGACAAACCUCUUGAUUCCCGGACCCGCGGAGCUGCGGAAGCACCAUCCGACCCUCGUUUUCCCCGACGUCUGCUCCGACCGUUUGCGCCUGUCUUUCUGAUUUUCGAGUACCGAUCACGACGACACAAUGUACCGCACGGCUCUCCGCCCCUCGCAAAGCGCAUUGCGCGCAAUCCGGUCCACCACCUCCCCGUCGGCCCUCGUCUCCUCCGGUGCCCGCCGCUUUGCCUCCACAACCUCCGCGCCCAAGAAGAGCACAUGGAAGGGUGCCGCCGUACGAUGGGGUCUCGCCAUCGCUGCUGUCUACUACUACAACACCAGCCCCAUCUUCUCCGAUGAGCUUCCCGAGACCGCCGGUACCGCCCCCUCCCAGCUGACCGACGCCGACCUUCCCACCGUCGAUGCCAUUGUCGAAGAGAAGAGACGCCAGGCCGCCGAGCAUGCUACCGCCAGGAAGGCUGCCCAGGCUGCCGCCAAGGCCGCUGCCACCCCGGCGACACCUUCCGAGUCGGUAGAGGAACAGAUCACCAAGGCCGAGGCCGAGGCUGAGGCCGUGCCCGAGGGCGAUUCCAAGCCCAAGUCCGAGUCCACCGAGGGUGUCAUCCCCGAGGCUGGCGCCUCCCCUGAGGCUCUCCAGGAGGAGGCCGAUGCCCAGGGCGCCUUCAACCCCGAGACCGGCGAGAUCAACUGGGACUGCCCGUGCCUGGGCGGCAUGGCUCACGGCCCUUGCGGCGAGGAGUUCAAGGCUGCUUUCAGCUGCUUCGUCUACUCCACUGAGGAGCCCAAGGGCAUGGACUGCAUUGAGAAGUUCUCUCACAUGCAGGACUGCUUCCGCAAGUACCCCGAGGUCUACGGCGCCGAACUAGCUGACGAUGAGGAGGCUGAGCGCGCCUCUGCCGCUGCCCCCGCCGCCGAGGGCACCCCCGCCAAGGAGGAGCCUGUCGAGAACAAGAAGGAGGAGGCUCUCGAGACCGCUACCCACGAUGCUACCGCUGCCAACAACAACAAGAAGCAGUAAUAAAUAAACAGAUUACGAACAAUGACCAACCACACAUAGCUGGCCUGUUGCUGCUAUGUCUACAGCUUUUGGCACCACUGCUCUGUACGAUUUGACACAUGGCAUAGAGGGAGAGAGGAAAAAAGGGAGAAGACAGGCGCAAUGACGGCGACCGCA